UCCUGCUGCAAACGGAUUCCUCGGACUGAUAGAACAACUGUGUACCGUCAAUAUGCAUGUCAAAUCGUGGAUCGCAUGCCUCGCGAUCUGCGUCCUGCAGCAGUCCACUGGGGUGCUCGGUGCUAAUGAUACCAGCACCAACUCCUCCGCGAUCAUCAACGUGAACGACUUCCCAAAGGACACACUCGAGACAUCAGCAUGGGCAAUCAUCCAUUCCUAGCAAACUUCGCCGGAGCAGUCCUCAGGAACGCCUCCGUCAAUGAAUUCUUCCACCAACGUAACCUUGCUUCCCCAGACAAUGGCGGCGUCUUCACCCCCAACGUCGACACCCUCUACUCCCGCGUUGUCCUCGAUCUCUCCACGCAGGACGUCGAGCUCGUCAUCCCUGCCAUCGGCGACGACCGCUACUGGAAUUAUCCCGUCUACGAUGCCUUCAGCAACGAACUCGCCAACAUCGGCAUUGUCAACGGCAACGUCCCGGGGAAAUACCUGAUCCGUCGCGCCGCGGACGUUGGAGACGCAGUAGGAUUCGACAAUUCGAGCAGCACGCUCAAGAACUCCUGUUACAAGGGCAUCGUGAGCCUGCCCGGCUCUUACGGCACCAUGCUCGUCCGUCUGGAGGUGAUCUUCAACUCGACCGCCGAACUCAAUACCCUCCGCGGCUUCCAAAACGCCUCAUCCCUCACUCCCGUCGACCGCAGACCACAGUACAACACCGAAAACCCCGCCCCGUCCUUCAAAAGUCUCGCACAGAACGGCUCCUUCCUAGGGAUCCGGUCUCCGGCGCAACAGUUGGCCUUCGCCUCGCGCGUAGUCCCCUACAACCAACCCCUAGUGUCCUCGGACCGGUACCGCGUCGCGACGAUCCUCUCCCUCGCAGGCCUCUACAACGACCGAUACACGGCUCCCGCGGGGGUGAACCUCACGCAAGCCGGCGCGCUCGCGAACCGGUCCAUCACCGCCGACGUGAACAACCCGAACAACACCCGCCCGCAAGGCAACGACUACUACCUCCUCAAGCAAUCCUACGCGGGCGUCUACGGGCGGAACUACGCCGCGCAAGCCUACGUGCAGCUCUCGGCGCCGCAGCUGCAGGUGGCCGCGCAGACGCUGUAUCCGGGCUACCGCGGCGUGGGCUUCAACAGUUUUUAUCCGAUCCCUGCGAACGGGAGCUGGCUGUUCACGUUCUGGGGCAAACCGAAGCUCAAGAAGAAUGGGUUCUGGAGUCUGUCGGUCUACGGCGGUGAUGGGAAUCUCGUGAGGAAUAGCCUGAAUCGCUUCUCCGCCGGGGACCGCACGUACGACAUGACGUAUCGCGAUGGGGGAUAUAUCUAUGGUCCCAAGGCGAAUGCGUCCAGGGAUGGCCCGUUUGAUGUUUUGCUGCAGAGGAAGGGGGUCCCGCCGCCGAAGAAUUGGACGGGAAAUUGGUUGCCGAGUGAGGAUUCGUUUUAUAUGCUUUUGAGGUGGUAUGUACCCGAAGAUGCUAUGACCAAUGGGUCGUAUGUCUACCCAAUGGUGAGGAAUAUCUCGCAGAUCCUCGCAUGAGAGGAUUGAUGAGGAGAUAAAUUGCCUGCGCGUGGAUCUCAUUGGUAGGUAUUUUGCAGAAGGCGCGGUGAACCGUGCCA
Molecule: messenger RNA, 1625 nt
Organism: Dissoconium aciculare CBS 342.82
Lineage: Eukaryota; Fungi; Ascomycota; Dothideomycetes; Mycosphaerellales; Dissoconiaceae
Exons: 3
Coding region: 199-1545 (448 amino acids)
Source: RefSeq, a predicted model, not a curated record